AUGGAAGAACCUGAAAACAUGCGAAAACUACGGGGAAGUCGGAGGCAACGCCGGCAUAAUCUUUCGACUAAUAAUUUACAAGACGAAGGCGACUUGCAAAGUGCUUCAUGCAUGGAAGGAAUGCUAAAAAAACGUUUGGCUAAGAUGCCAGUCAUGCGCGAUCGAUACUGCGUGGCCACAUGGGAAAUGGACGUUCGCGGUCGCAAGUGCGUCAUACUUCGCAGCUUUAAGAGCCGUAAGGCUUACGAUGUUCACCCCGAGAAACCCUCGAGCAUUUACGAAAUUAAGUGCAUAAGUGAUUGGGACGGCAAGACCGGAUUUCACCGUUAUCAACACGCUUUCGCCAUUGAAACACGUGAUCAAAAGCUUUUUCAGUGUGUGGCACCGUCUGCAGUUGACAAGAACAAGUGGGUCGAGCUCAUGAAAAACCAAUCGACUCUCCAGUCUCGUCGCGGUAAACGUGUAGUUAAUAACGGGAAUCUCGUAACGCUUCAACGCUCUCAGAGCGUAGUUUCUUCAUCGUACAGUGGAAAGCCUCGAACAUACUCGAAUGGUUCAGUGGGCAAGACGAGAUGCGAGAGUACCGCAGAUGCCGAUCUCUCUACGGAUUCAGAGGACCAAGCGAAAUUAUCCAGCCAUGAUAGGCUCUUCAGGACCACGUCUAGAGAAUCAAUCACCUCGUCGGAGCUGCAUCAUGGUGACAAAAGUGAGCCUGCGGACUGGGGACUUUACGGCGAGACUGACGAUGAGAUCAAGUCUAAGUACGAGGUCAUGAAUGAUGUCAAGCCCGUGUUACUGGAGAAUGAAUUGCUGAACGCGCAUGGUGAUACAAGGACAUUGGCAUCUGACGAUUUUUUGUUUGAAGAAGCAGGAGCCAGUCGGUUUGGCGCUGUAGUUGUCAAGGAAGCUACUGAAAGUGACGACGAUGAUGAUGCCGAGUUUAUUGACGAGAAGUUUGCUGCUCGCGAGGCCCAAAAAGAAAAUGAGAAAAAGAUGAAGCGACGUGCGCAAAAACUAGAAUCCAACCGCGACUUAUACGCCGAAAUGGCUGCUGCAAGACUUGCCAGCAUGCGAAAGGAUGCCCGUCACUCGAAAAAGAGCCAUAUUUCUAAUCGUCUAUCUGUGGUUAGUGAUGACAGUGACGUUAACGAGUAUGAUGAGGAUCAGUCAAUGGUUGUUGAAGGCGAGGAGAUUGUUCAUGUGGAAGACAUUUCAAGGCGUCAUAGCAGCCAUACUGUUAAGAGUCGAAGAAAAAGCAUUGCGAGCAGCAGUGAAAAUAGUGAUAGUGCUGACGGUAGAGAUGUUGGUAUCGUUGUUUUAGAGGAAGGAGAGGUGGAAGUGAAGUCCGUUGAUGAUCUUCAUGCUACGGAAUCAGAAAUUGACGAGUUGCGCCUGCAGAGAAAGAAGAUUCGAGCAGAGCGUCUGGCUGAACUUGCUCGUGCUCAUCGCGAGAAACAGCGUCUUCGAGAGGUGGUCAAGACUCGUGAGGAACAGGAGAAACGCAGCAAGAAAGAGCGUCGUGAUUUUAAAGAGAAGCUUCAGCGAGAAAAGGCGAAGCAGCGUCAGGCAGAGGCAGAGCUUAAAAAAUUGUUGGAAAUUAACCAAGCGGAAGAGGACCGUCGGGAGCGAGAACGCCAAGACAGGAAGAAUAGCAAGAAGUCGAAAAAGAAAGAAAAGUACUUUUCGCUUGCUGAGCGAAUCCACAAAAAGGAAGAGCGCGAUGCGCAGCGUCUGGAUGAGUCUGCAGUUGUUGCAGGUGUUGAAACUGAAGUAUCGCAUGCUUUGGUGGUCGUGGAAAAGCCUGCAGAACCAAAGCCAGCUAAUAAGUUGCCCUCAGCUUCAAAAGUGACCCUCCAACAACUUUCUCCGUCCGUCCAAACCGAAGCUUCCCCAGAGUUACAUUCUGCUCCAGCUCCAGCCUUUCUACCUGCAGCAACUCCAGCUUCCACUUCUACUUCUAAUCUUGCAACCCAAGGUGCUGGGCAAGCAAUUCCGAUGUAUCAUGUGGUUCCGCCUCCUUUCGUGCCAACAUAUCCAGCCGGUCUUCAAAGCAUGCCAGCUUACGGGCUUGCAGCAACGUUCGGCGCUUAUCCUCCAUUUUAUACUGCUCCUUAUAGCUACGGAGGACCCGUGGGACUGCAGUCUUUGUUCCCUAAUAUGGGUUUUAUGGCUGGACAUAGCGCUAUGAAAUCGUAUGGUAAGCCCGCAGGCCCUCAGGCCGCACAAGCCAGUCAGGAUUCCGCAAAACCGAUAGUUGGGCCACAACUCCCUACUCCGGAAGAACGUGCAGCAGCUGGUGUUAACGCACAUUCCGUUCCAACCAAACUUAUCAAUUUGCCUGAGCUGCCAGAUGUCAUCGAGUUUUAG
This is a messenger RNA of Plasmopara halstedii, 2367 nucleotides long. RefSeq names its product Pleckstrin homology-like domain. The record is from RefSeq and is a predicted model, not a curated record. Bases 1 to 2367 code for a protein of 788 amino acids. The transcript has 2 exons. Lineage: Eukaryota; Oomycota; Peronosporomycetes; Peronosporales; Peronosporaceae.